Molecule: messenger RNA, 945 nt
Organism: Closterium sp. Naga37s-1
Lineage: Eukaryota; Viridiplantae; Streptophyta; Zygnematophyceae; Desmidiales; Closteriaceae
Source: the annotation of a GenBank genome assembly
AUGCUCGCAUCCGCGGAAUCCGCACACGAAUCAUCCGACAUGUUCUCUUCUAGCAUCGAUUCGUCCUUGGAAAGAGAGCUCUCGUCGGCGGGAAUCACGGGAUUCUCGAGCCUUAUCAAGCACGCGGGACUCAUGCCAGAGCUCGAACUCCGCGCGCGAUUCGGAUCCGCGCUGACCGUGUUCGCGCCGACCAACGUCGCGCUCAUGCGCGCGGACCCCGCGCUCCUCGCGUUCCUCAAGCUUCCGCGCAACGCCGCGCUGCUCCGCGACGUGCUCCUGUACCACGUGGUCGCGCGCCCCGUCUCCGCGUUCGCGUGGGAAGGGUCGUACGAGACGAUGCAAGGCGCGUCUAUCGCACUCCACGUGGACGCGCUGGCGUUCCAGGUCGGCGGAACCAGCGUCAAGCAGUACCGUGCGCUCACGCUCUCCUUGACUCCCCUCUCCCCCGAAGAGCGCCUUUCCGCCGCCACGUCCGCGCAACUAAGUGCCAAAGACGGGGAGAGCAGCACGGUCGUGGUUCACACCGUCAACGCGCUCCUCCUGCCUCCCUCCGUCGACGAAUUACUCUCUCUCACCGCCGGUCCUGCCGUCCUCUUCUCCGCCAAAUCAUUCUUCCCCUUCGCCUCCGCCUCCGCCAAAGAGCGCAUGGUGUGCGAUAAAUGUGCGAAGAAGCUGUCAAAGGUGAUUGUGCCGGACAAGUGGAAGGAGGGGGCUUCCAACACCACUGAGAGCGGCGGCAGGAAGAUCAACGAGAACAAGCUGCUGUCAAAAAAGAAAAGGUACACUCCGUACGCGUCAUCCGCAUCUUUCAAGUGCAUUAUUUGCAAACAGCAGCUGCACCAGGAGGGGAAAUACUGCCACCUAUGCUCAUAUAAAAAAGGUGUGUGUGCCAUGUGCGGCAAGCAGGUGCUUGAUACCUCCAUGUACAAACAAUCGGCUGUUUGA